Messenger RNA from Electrophorus electricus (electric eel), 1447 nucleotides. It is a transcript of the gene ppp1r42, whose product is annotated as protein phosphatase 1, regulatory subunit 42. Gene Ontology annotation, molecular function: protein binding. The record is from RefSeq and is a predicted model, not a curated record. Lineage: Eukaryota; Metazoa; Chordata; Actinopteri; Gymnotiformes; Gymnotidae.
GCAACUUCUCUAGCUAGCGUUAGUUAGCCCUCAAAGGAUUCGUGUCUGUACUGCAGCCUACUGAUGUCGACCUGAUUUAAGAUAAAUAUCACAGAUAAAAAGAGCACUCCAGAGUGGCCAGCCAUCAUGGUCCAUCUGAAUGUGGAUCUGAUUGCCAAAUCUAGCAAUCACUUCAAAAGCAAAAGAGACUAUUUCACACAAUAUCUCAAGAAAUUGACACAUCUCAACUUUUCAAACAGGAACAUAGAUGACAUUGAUGACUUGUCCAUGUGCAGAAAUCUUACAGUUCUCUACCUGUAUGACAAUCAAAUAACACACAUCAGAAAUCUGAGUUUUGCCUCCAAUCUUACACACUUAUACAUACAGAAUAACAACAUCACUCACAUACAGAACUUGUCAUCUCUGCAGAAGCUGUCCAAAUUGUUUCUGGGGGGCAACAGCAUCACAGUGGUUGAGGGUUUGGAGCAACUGAAGGAGCUGAAGGAGCUUCACAUAGAGUGCCAGAGACUCCCGGCUGGAGAGAAACUGCUCUUUGAUCCCCGCACUGUCCUCGGCCUCUCUGAGUCCUUAUGCGUUCUGAAUAUUAAAAAAAAUAACAUUGAUGAAAUCCAGGACCUGGCAGUUCUUAGCAAACUCACACAUUUAUUUGCUGCAGACAACCAUCUACAGAACAUGCAGGAGCUGGAGAUGGUGUUCAGCCAGUGGCCCCAACUCCAUCGAAUGGAUUUGCGAGGAAAUCCUGUGUGUCACAAACCCAAAUACAGAGACCAAAUAAUAACUGUUUGCAAAAAGCUAGAAGACCUUGAUGGGAAAGAAAUAAAUGAACUAUCUAGGCAGUUUUUGAUCAACUGGAAAGCCUCAAAAGAAGCCAAGAAGAAAGAAAAAGAUGAAAAAAUCAUGACAGGACAAAUGACAUAUCCCUUUUCUGCUGACUUUAACUUGGGCCCCCAGCAUCCCUUUGCCUAUAACUAUGCUGACUUUCUGGGGAAAAGGAAGCCACUUGAGUAUGUGAGACCCAGCAUGAAAAUUAGGUCAGACCCAGUGCAAACUGACCGCAAAGGGGUAAGAAUACAGAAGACUGCAGUAAUUGCAGGACUGGCUUCAGAAGAGAAUCCUAAAAUUCAGUCACGCAGCUUGCUGGGAGUGACUUUGUAGAUCCCACCUCCCAGGGUCCACAGAUACUUAUUCACACAUACAGUUUAUCAUGAGUGCAUCUGGAAUGGAUCUGAGUGCUUUCAAUAACAUGAAGCCAUAGUGGUCUAUCAUUACAUCACUUCUAUAUAUGUAGAUGUUUCCUAGCUCUUACAUGGCAUUCAAGCUGAUUAAUAUUUCAUUCCAGACACUACAGAAAAACACAUUUUAGAGACAUGUUAAUUAAAUGAUGCCUGUCAAAACUUUGUACAUUUUAUUAACUUCCAGUUAUCCUUGUCAGACUUAAAUGCAUUAA